Capsicum annuum is the source of this 1336-nucleotide messenger RNA. RefSeq names its product dof zinc finger protein DOF5.6. Gene Ontology annotation, molecular function: DNA binding; DNA-binding transcription factor activity. Gene Ontology annotation, biological process: regulation of DNA-templated transcription. NCBI's taxonomy places the organism in Eukaryota, Viridiplantae, Streptophyta, Magnoliopsida, Solanales, Solanaceae. Bases 168 to 1091 code for a protein of 307 amino acids. The transcript has 2 exons. The record is from RefSeq and is a predicted model, not a curated record.
AUUCAAAAAUUUGCACUCACUGUUAGCUGCAUAUAUAUAACUCCUAUACAUAAACAAGUAGUAAAGUAGUUUUGUUGAGGAAAUGUUCUGUAUUUGAAAGAAUUUGGUUGCAUAUUGUUAGAAAGUUUUUGACGUUUUUUUAUCAAGUUGAAGAAAAGAGUGUAGUAAUGGGUAUUACUUCUUUGCAAGUGUGCAUGGAUUCAUCAAACUGGCUACAGGACACAAUUAACGAGGAAACAGAAUUCGAUUCUUCUUCUUCCCCAUCAGGUGGUGACAUAUUCACAUGUGCAAGGCCAUUAAUAGAAAGAAAACUAAGACCCCAACAUGACCAACCACUCAAAUGCCCUCGUUGUGACUCAACACAUACAAAAUUCUGUUACUACAACAAUUACAGCCUUUCUCAACCAAGGUAUUUCUGUAAAUCUUGCAGAAGGUACUGGACUAAAGGGGGAACUCUAAGGAAUAUACCUGUUGGUGGUGGAUGUAGGAAGAACAAGAAAGUCUCUUCAAAGAAAUUGUCUAAUGACAACAACAUUACCCCUCAUAAUGUUGUAGUAUCAUCUAAUUCAUCUCCUAUUUCUAACUACCCUGAUAUGGCAUUAUCCCACUUUGGUAAUUUUAUGGGAAUUAAUACUAGUAAUAAUAAUAAUAAUAUUAAUCAUAAUUUCAUGCUUGAAAAUCAUCAUCAUCACGUACCUAUUGAUUUUAUGGAGAGCAAGUAUGAAGCUUUGGUGGGGACUAUUACUAGUUCAAGAAAUCAAGAUUUUCUUGGGAAUGUCGAUGUUACUGCCGGCAUGAUCAACGGUUAUGGUGAGAUGGAUAAUUCCGGAAUUGUUGGACCAAAUUUUCAUGGUGGGUUUUGCUCUACAUUUGGGUUGCCUAUGGAUGGGAACCUAAACUAUGAGGGACAAAAUAUAACAAUGGAUGUGAAGCCAAAUCCCAAGAUUUUGUCACUUGAAUGGCUUGAUCAAGGCUGCUCUAAUGCUGGUAAUAUUAAAGAAUCUUUUGGCUACUUGAAUGGAGGACUAGGAUCUUGGACUGGAUUGAUGAACAAUGGUUAUGGAUCAUCUGCGACGCACCCGUUAGUUUGAAUUAAAUCAGCAAGACUUAGAGUCUAGUGUUAUCGAUGGAUAGGUUAAGUUACUUAAUUUCACUUUAGUAACCACUUAAUUUCAAUUUGUGUUGUUCUAAUCUCAUGUUGUUGUAAUCAUGAGUGGUUGAGAUUAUGAUCUCAUCAGGUUAAUUCAAACCUAAAUUCCUCUGAUGGAAAGGUUUACUAGUGAUUUUGUACUCAACAUUUCUUUUUGUGAAGGAUUUUUUUGCUAGUUUAUUUAAA